Oreochromis aureus is the source of this 834-nucleotide messenger RNA. Its product is annotated as Fc receptor-like protein 4. Gene Ontology annotation, molecular function: transmembrane signaling receptor activity. NCBI's taxonomy places the organism in Eukaryota, Metazoa, Chordata, Actinopteri, Cichliformes, Cichlidae. Gene Ontology annotation, biological process: cell surface receptor signaling pathway. The record is from RefSeq and is a predicted model, not a curated record. The transcript has 4 exons. The coding region runs from base 1 to 834 and encodes 277 amino acids.
AUGUGCUGCUCAAGUAAACCCAGAGCCACACUGACAGCACAAAGGUUAAUCAUACCAGCAGGGGGCAGUGUGACACUGAGCUGCUCUGUGGAGGGCUCUGCUGGCUGGAAGUUUGACUGGUUCAGACAUGAUUCAGAGUUUUCUGGUGCUCAGAAAAUAGGAGCUGGAACAUCAGAGCACACUAUCAGUAUUUCAGAAGGAGGUAUCUAUUACUGCAGAGGAGGGAGAGGAGAUCCAGUUUUCUCCACAGAGGACAGUGCUCCAGUUACAAUUCAGAAACGAGUAACAGUUUUGGCUGCUGUGAAACUGCAGCACAGCUGGUCUCAGAUAUUCACUGGUGAGACAAUCACUCUCAGAUGUGAGAUUCAGGGAGGUGAAGGAAAGGUGUGGAAAUAUGAAUGGACAGCACCCAACACAAACAGCCCUCCAACAUCCAGUGAAUACAGGAUCAGCAGAGUUUCAGUGUCCCACAGUGGAGACUACAGAUGUCGGGGUAGCAGUGACUAUCUCUUAGCAGGACGGAGUGAUGCCUUCAGACUGACAGUUUCAUCAAGUAAACCCAGAGCCUCACUGACAGCACACAGUUCAAUCAUACCAGCAGGGGGCAGUGUGACACUGAGCUGCUCUGUGGAGGGCUCUGCUGGCUGGAAGUUUGACUGGUUCAGACGUGAUUCAGUCUCUUCUAAAGCUCAGCUCAUGAGAGGAAAUGAAGCAAACAGAGUUAUUAGUGUCUCACAAGGAGGUCUGUACCACUGCAGAGGAGGGAGAGGAGAUCCAGUUUUCUACACAGAGGACAGCAGUGAUGUCACAGUUGUAGAAACUUGUGAGUUUUAA